Messenger RNA from Podarcis raffonei (Aeolian wall lizard), 2109 nucleotides. Its product is annotated as cytochrome P450 4V2-like. The transcript has 11 exons. Gene Ontology annotation, molecular function: iron ion binding; heme binding; oxidoreductase activity, acting on paired donors, with incorporation or reduction of molecular oxygen. The record is from RefSeq and is a predicted model, not a curated record. NCBI's taxonomy places the organism in Eukaryota, Metazoa, Chordata, Lepidosauria, Squamata, Lacertidae. The coding region runs from base 158 to 1738 and encodes 526 amino acids.
GCGGAGGCCAUCCCGCCCCGCGUCUCCCUCCCGUGACCUCCUUCUUCCCUCUCGCAGUCCUGCCCCUCGCCGGCUCCGCCUCUCGCCCCGGGGCUUCUUUUCUCAGCAAAACGUCCCGCUUCCCGGAGCAGAGCGACGCCGUCCGCGCUCGGCGACGAUGGACUUUUGGGCGAUGGCUCCGGAAGGCGAGCGGCUCUUUUCCUGGGCGCUUGCCCUGCUCGCCGCGCUCGCCACGCUGCUGUCUGUCUGGGUCGCCCGCUUGGUGUUCGAUCAUUACUGGAAAUACAAGGAGCUGAAGCCCAUCCCGGGGAUCAGUCCCUGGUACCCGCUGCUGGGCAAUGCGCUGCUCUUUGAACGCGGUGGGGAAGCUUUCUUUAAACAGUUGAUCGAUUACACUGCGUUGUUAUGGAAUACCCCACUACUACAGCUCUGGGUAGGACCACUGCCCUUUAUUAUCUUAUAUCAUCCAGAAACCGUAGAGGUUGUAUUGAGUAGCUCUAAGCAUAUUACAAAAUCCGAUCCUUACAAGUUUCUGCAUCCUUGGCUGGGCACAGGGCUUCUAACGAGCACUGGGGGCAAAUGGCGGUCCCGAAGGAAAAUGUUAACGCCCACCUUCCAUUUCACCAUUUUAGAAGAUUUCCUUGAAGUGAUGAAUGAACAAGCCAAUAUCCUUGUUCAGAAACUUGAAACACAUGUGGACAAAGAGCCGUUUGAUUGCUUUUUCUACAUCACAUUGUGUGCCCUUGAUGUAAUCUGUGAAACGGCUAUGGGCAAGAACAUAGGAGCACAACACAAUAAGGAUUCCGAGUAUGUCCGAGCUGUCUACAGGAUGAGCGAUCUGAUUCACCACAGACAGAAGUCUCCCUGGCUCUGGCCUAACCUUCUAUACCUCAUGUUCCAAGAAGGGAGAGAACAUUACAGGAGCCUAAAGAUACUUCACACCUUUACCGAUAAUGUUAUUGCAGAAAAAGCUCGUGAAUUAAAAAACCAGGAGCGACAUAAAAGCAAUGCUGUCAGCAACGGUGAUCAAAGCAAGCGCAAAGUCAGGAGAGCUUUUCUCGAUAUGCUUCUGAAUGCCACCGAUGACGAUGGGAAGAAGUUGAGCUACCUGGACAUCCGAGAGGAAGUGGAUACAUUCAUGUUUGAGGGUCAUGAUACUACCGCUGCUGCCAUGAAUUGGUGCAUUUACUUGCUUGGGUGUGAUCCAGAAGUCCAAAGAAAAGUUCACCGUGAACUGGAUGAAAUUUUUGGGGACUCCGAUCGUUAUGUUACCAUGGACGAUUUGAAGCAACUACGGUAUCUGGAUUAUGUUAUUAAAGAAGCUCUUCGCCUCUUUCCUUCCGUUCCAUUUUUUGCCCGUACACUGAGUGAGGAAUGUUAUAUAAGAGGGUUUAAGGCACCAAAAGGGGUUGAUGUCAUAAUUGUGCCCUAUGCACUGCAUAGAGACCCUGAAGUCUUCCCAGACCCUGAGGAAUUCAGACCUGAGCGAUUUUUCCCUGAGAACACAGCUGGGAGGCACCCAUAUGCAUAUGUACCUUUCUCUGCUGGGCCCAGGAAUUGUAUUGGUCAGCGCUUUGCACAGAUGGAAGAAAAGGCUAUUUUAGCCACCAUUCUACGGCGCUUUUGUGUUAAAAGUACGCAGCAACGUGAUCAACUCGGCCCUGUAGGAGAACUGAUUCUUCGUCCAAAUAAAGGCAUCUGGAUUCAGUUGAAAAGGAGAUCGUCUUCUAGCUCUUAAAAUAAGAAACACUGCAUUUGGACUACCUUAAGAAGAAACACUUGAUUUUCACAGUAGGACAUUUCAGACUGCCCAGCCCUACUAGGACUUCUUUUUGUUAACCAAAAUUGUGCUGUUGCCUUUAAAAAGUCAGCAGCUGCAAUCCAGAAGCUGAUGCUUCUUCAGUUGAUGGGAUAUUCCAAAUGACUUGGUAAUUCUUAGGCUUCGACCUAGGUUGCACUAGCUGAUUUUUCUUAUCCUAAAGAAAAUGAGCAAUUUGUUUUAUUCUUUAAAACUCCUUUAUUCAUUAUUUAUGCACAUAAGUAGGGAAAUAUAGAUACUGAAGUAUUUUAAGGAUGUAUGACUAUAAUAAUAAAAAGUAUGAAUGAAAU